AUGGCGACGGCCACGCAUGACGAGACCACGCAUGACGACGAUGACGAGGCCACGCAUGACGAGAUCACGCAUGACGAGGCCACGCAUGACGAGGCCACGCAUGACGAGACCACGCAUGACGAGACCACGCAUGACGAGACCACGCAUGACGAGGCCACGCAUGACGAGACCACGCAUGACGACGAUGACGAGGGCACGCAUGACGACACCACGCAUGACGAGGGCACGCGUGACGAGAUCACGCACGACGAGGGUGAAUUAGAGGCUCUACUUAACGGACGUUUAUUCAAGUUCCCAAACAACACCCGUCUAUGUAUAUAUUCGUUUAGUUUGCUGCUUCAUUCAGAUGGCGCUUCUGUAAAGCGGACAUCUCCAUAG
Paramuricea clavata is the source of this 378-nucleotide messenger RNA. NCBI's taxonomy places the organism in Eukaryota, Metazoa, Cnidaria, Anthozoa, Malacalcyonacea, Plexauridae. The record is from the annotation of a GenBank genome assembly.